AUUGUAAGACUUUUCCUUUGAAAGAAAAUCUUUCGGUUCACUUCAUGUAAUAGAAAUUCAAUCUACGACUACUGAUCACGUGCAUGAUGUCCAAUGCACCCUUCUAAGCCCCACACCAAAAAGGCAACCACACACGUGUCCUGUUGGGACGCGAUUCUCCACAACGAUACGACCCCAGCGGAGAGUCGGCAUGGCAGCCGGCGAUUGGUCCGGUCACGGAAGCUGAAAGCAAGAACCCGAUGAAGACAAGAGAUUUGGAGGUGACGGUGACACGCACGAUGAGAAGCCCACGUGGUUGGAGAUCCCCGUCCUUCUCUUGCCACGUGUACACCAAUCUAAAUGGUUGACAGACUCCACGUGGCGGAGUUAAUUCGCCCAUGGAUCGGUGCCACAUGCCAAGCUGUCAACUCUCCUCCCUCUUCCACUAUAUAUACACAUCAUACAACCAAAGAGGAACAUUUCAUUCUCUUUCUCUUUCAAAAGUGAAAAACAGUUGGAAGCCAUUUUCCCAUCCUUCUUCCUUUCUAGAGCUGUGUUGUUAAAAGAAGAUUGAAGAAAAGCUUAGAAAAAGGAGUAAUAUAUUCAUUAUGGGAAGUAUUGAUAGAAAAUCAUCCAUUGAAAAUGAGCCAAGAACUCUCAAAAUGAAUCAAAUCCAAUUUGCAAGAGAAGCAGCACUUUAUGUGUUAAACACAACAACAAUAGAAGAAGCAAUGAAGAUUUUCACAGAGGGAUUAAAACCAGUGGAAUGUAAAGCAAUUAUUGAUGAAGAUAAAGAUUCAAUAAUGAAAAAUUGGUACCAUGAUGAAGAAAUUGAUGAGUUACAACCUUUUUAUCAACUUAGAGAUAUUGUCUCUGCCCCUUUUUAGUUUUUUUUUUCCUUCUUUUUUUUUUCUUUUGAUAAAUACACACAUGUAAAGGUUUCUGUCUUAAUUCUUUUAGUGGAAAGGAGCAAGUUUUAAUUUC
This is a messenger RNA of Cucumis melo (muskmelon), 963 nucleotides long. RefSeq lists its product as uncharacterized. The record is from RefSeq and is a predicted model, not a curated record. Lineage: Eukaryota; Viridiplantae; Streptophyta; Magnoliopsida; Cucurbitales; Cucurbitaceae. Bases 588 to 866 code for a protein of 92 amino acids. The transcript has 3 exons.